UAAAACAUAGUUUUCUUCUUUUCGGUGACGCUGAGCUUCCUCCUUCCUUCUUCCUUCUUCCUCACAUCACAACACACCACCACACGCUUUCGCAUUCGAAUUCGAAUUAAAUUGAAAUUGCAGCUCAAAGAUCCUAUCUUUAGGGUUCCCAAUUUCAUUUUCAAGUAAUCGCCCAAAUUCCAUUCCAUAAACCCCCGAAUGCCACUGCCGUGAUCGGAUCCACCUUCUGCCGACGACGAUGCCGGCGCCGCGGAGCGUCACGGCGGUCGAUACCGGUAGGUUGCUCCUCAGGGACCUCGAGAACAAUGGCGAGGACGACUCCCCCGCCGCCAAGAAGCCCAAAUCGGAGAAGUUCCCUCUCAACACCUGCGAAUUCGCCGCCGCCGUCGCCGUAUUCUUCCUCUUUGCCACCGGCCUUUUCUGCAUCUACCUCACCAUGCCCGCCUCCGAGUUCGGCCGCAUCAAGCUCCCACGCACCCUCUCCGAUCUUCGCCUCCUCAAAGAGAAUCUUUCAGCAUAUGCGAGUAACCACCCUGCCCCGUUCAUUCUUGGUUACUGCUCAACCUACAUCUUCAUGCAGACCUUCAUGAUUCCCGGGACCAUCUUCAUGUCUCUUUUGGCUGGGGCGCUCUUCGGCGUUGUUCGGGGAAUCCUUCUUGUUGUUUUCAAUGCCACUGCCGGUGCUUCCUCUUGCUUCUUCUUGUCUAAAUUAAUCGGACGCCCUUUGGUUUCUUGGUUGUGGCCUGAGAAGUUAAGGUUUUUCCAAGCUGAGAUAGCAAAGCGUAGGGAUAGGUUGCUGAAUUACAUGCUUUUUCUGAGGAUAACACCAACUUUGCCAAAUCUUUUCAUCAAUUUGGCAUCUCCCAUUGUUGAUGUACCAUUUCAUAUAUUCUUUUUGGCAACAUUGAUCGGUCUUAUUCCGGCGUCGUAUAUUACUGUCAGAGCUGGUCUUGCUCUUGGGGAUCUAAAGUCAUUGAAGGAUCUAUAUGAUUUCAAGACAUUCUCAGUUCUAUUCCUCAUUGGUUUUGUUGCCAUAUGUCCUACACUUUUGAAGAGGAAGCGAGUGUAUGAAUGAAAGCUAUGCUGGCUCACCACACAUUUCAUCAAUGGCAAGUUACUUAAUUAUUGAAUUAGAUUUUGACUAUUGAUCAAAGUGGAUUAUGAUUAACCAAUAUAUCAUUGAGAAAGGAUGUAUUAUUAUUAAUUAAAAACAGGAUAAUGCCCCCAUUUUAUUUUAUAUGGUGGAGCCACUUUGUUUUUUAUUAUUUUUGUUUUUUCUUUCAUUAUUAUUUUCCAUUUUGAUGGCUAGAAGAGGGUAAAUGUAGAAUUAGUUCAGUGGGGAUCAGAUCAUCCAGCAAGGGCCAAGGGUUCUAAUGGAGCAUUUAAGUUACUCAUAAUGUAGCCAUUUUGGCAUCAGGGGAAGGAUUUGAUAAAUGUUCUUGUGAAGCUGUCAGCAUAUGUGCCUUACACCAUAUAGGAACUGACUCUGUAUCAUUGUUUAUCAAUAUAUGUUAUAAUAGAGAAAUUCAUUUAA
Molecule: messenger RNA, 1534 nt
Organism: Arachis duranensis
Lineage: Eukaryota; Viridiplantae; Streptophyta; Magnoliopsida; Fabales; Fabaceae
Exons: 4
Coding region: 239-1075 (278 amino acids)
Cellular component (GO): endoplasmic reticulum
Source: RefSeq, a predicted model, not a curated record